Verticillium alfalfae VaMs.102 is the source of this 1338-nucleotide messenger RNA. RefSeq lists its product with no specific name. The transcript is spliced from 4 exons. NCBI's taxonomy places the organism in Eukaryota, Fungi, Ascomycota, Sordariomycetes, Glomerellales, Plectosphaerellaceae. The coding region runs from base 1 to 1338 and encodes 445 amino acids. The record is from RefSeq and is a predicted model, not a curated record.
AUGAUUUCCAACACUGAUGCGAAUGAUGAAGUCCAGUGCCGUCGUUCUCGAAGCAACGCGUCCAGCGGCUCGACGUUGACUGUCGAUGGCAUCCUUUCGUCUGAGGAAGAAGGCUCAAGAAUGUCAACACAUGUCCCUGAUAAUGAGGCUCAGAGCGAUAACAUCAAUUUCAGUAGCUGGAAAACGUCGUCCGAGGUAGCCCUACCUCAGCUGAGUCUUCUACCUCCUGCCAGCAUCUCCACCCGUCAAGGGCCUUUUGUGUGGUCUCCAGGCAAGCAACAUCUAGUCCGUCGGGGCGGAGAUCUUCAGUUCGAGCAGACAGUAGACACUCCUCUUCUCGUCCCUGGACCCAAGUCUGCCCGUAAUCAAGGCGCUCCUCACGGCUUUGGCGACAACAUUUACCCCGAGGAAUGGGUCGAGGCUGGCGAGCUGGGCGAAGGAUUGUACCCUCCCGGCAACCAUCACGGCCUCUCGGACCCGUUCUCCUCCUCCAGUGCUGUCUCGCGUGGGGUUGGCAUAGUUGAUGGAGUUGCAGGUCUCAAAGUCGCUGUCGUGGACAAUGCUUUUACUCCUGAGGCGCUCCGGCGAGGCCAGCCUGGCGCGCAGGCUGCUGCCCAGCGAAAUCGGCUGCUCAGCCCAUUCUACAACCAUCUGCAGCAGCUCGCGGUUCGUUCCCGCAGUGAAGGUAUUGAUGACGACGCAUUCGAAGCUGGUAGAAGGGCAGGAUCCGCAGCCAGUGAAGACAGUGACAGUGCCACCCUUUACACGCAGAAUGGUUUGCUCCCCGAAGCCAUCGAGUCUCCCACAGCACAUGUCCUACAGGAAUAUGAGACUUCAAGCGAAGGUGGUAGUAUCGACCAGGAUUCCCAUCUGGAACUCAGCUUGGGCUACUCUGAGCGCCCAACUCGUGAUGCACAUCUUAUGGAGCAUUCUACCCAGUCUGAUACUCCUGUCGUUAUGGGCAGUUACACGUUCAACACGCGCGACUGGGGCGACUACGGCAGUGCACUCGUUGACCAUGCCCCUGAGAAGGCCGCGCCCAAGAUCCCCGGCUGUACCGCGGGCCAGACCUCGAACAAGAACUGGAAACUUACAGGGCCCGUUCUUCAAGCUUACAACGCUAUGCGAGGCUCUCGGAUGGCCGCGGGUGACCCGAUGGAAAUUCACGGCCGAAAUUGCAGAAACCCUUCAGGAGCGGCCGCCCAUCGACAAGGCCGCCCGUCAGGAGGUUGCCAGCGUGCCGCGCCCACAGUAUCAGCACAUCAAUCCGCCCAAGGGCUUCAAAUAUCCCGCGCACCUAGCCUCAUCCAUCCACGGCAUCGCCUCCGAGAGCUUUGA